Messenger RNA from Achroia grisella, 4978 nucleotides. It is a transcript of the gene Nt5c, whose product is annotated as 5'-nucleotidase domain-containing protein 3. The record is from RefSeq and is a predicted model, not a curated record. The transcript is spliced from 9 exons. The coding region runs from base 78 to 1628 and encodes 516 amino acids. Lineage: Eukaryota; Metazoa; Arthropoda; Insecta; Lepidoptera; Pyralidae. Gene Ontology annotation, molecular function: 5'-nucleotidase activity.
UAUAAUUUAUUAUAUAAAUCUUUGUAUAUUUAAUUUAAUUUUUAUAAAUUUUGUGUUCACAUAAUUUUUUUAUUAAUAUGAGUCUAUUUAAAGCUUCUAUAUUAGGAGCAAGAACCAUAACCAUCUUAUUUACCAAUUCUCAAAAGUAUACAUUAGUAUGUAGGCGAUUUUCUACGCGCGAACUAUUAAAGGAAGCAUAUUGUCGCACGAAACUUAAAUGUCGAUCUAAGAAAUUACCUCAAGAUGUGAACCCCAAAGGUGUGUUUGCUUGCAAUGAAUUGGAUCUCUCCGAGGUCAAAGUAUAUGGGUUCGAUUAUGACUACACAUUGGCACAUUAUAAACCUACAUUGGAACAUCUUCUCUAUAAUCUUGGUAGAGAUAUUCUGUUAGAAAAAUAUAAUUAUCCUCCAGAAAUAUUAAAAUUAGAGUAUAGACCUAACUUUGCGGUAAGGGGCCUGCAUUAUGAUAUUGAAAAGGGAGUUCUCUUGAAAUUGGAUUCCUUUUUGCAAAUACAAUUUGGAGCUGUCUAUCGUGGCCUCACACCUGUCUCCACGGAAGAAGUCCUCAAAAUGUACAAAAAUAGGAUCAUACCUAUUGCUUAUGUAGAGGGCGAUACAAGAGCACAUAAGGCAAAUCGGGCCAAAAUGGUACACUUAGCUGAUCUAUUCUCAGUACCUGAAAUGGGACUGCUUUGUAAUGUAGCUGAAUAUUUUAUUAAGAAUCACAUUGACUAUCACCCUGAGAUACUUUUCUUAGAUGUUAAGAAUUCAGUACAGAGUUGUCAUCCAGUAAUGCAUAAGAUUGUUUCACAAAAUGUUGAGGAAUAUAUAAGACCCAAUCCUGAUCUCAAGAAAUAUUUUGAGAUGCUUCAGACCAGUGGGAAGAAAUUGUUUCUUGUAACCAACAGCCCUUUUAAUUUCGUUAAUGCUGGUAUGGAAAUGUUGGCUGGACAUGACUGGUUAGACUUCUUUGAUGUGGUAAUUGUGAAUGCCAACAAACCUAAGUUUUUCACGGAAGUGUCACGGCCUAUUAGAGUGUUCGAUAAAAAUGCCGAUACCCAUAUAUGGGAGAAGGUUUCAUCUCUAGAAAAGGGUAUAAUUUAUUAUGAGGGAACAGUAAAGCAACUACAGGACCUUACAGGGUGGAGUGGUCACCAGGUACUAUACUUCGGUGACCACCCUUAUACUGACCUCGCCGACGUGACGCUAGAACACGGUUGGCGUACUGGGGCUAUCAUCAACGAGCUAACGCAUGAGAUCAACACCUUGAACACCAGAUCCUUCAAAGAGAACGCUAACUGGCUUCAGAUGCUUACACAACUUAUUGAAGAUCACCAGGACUACAAAGACCCCGAAGCACUCAAGAUCCUCAACGAAUGGAUGGCAGAGAGGGAUUUUCUAAGGAGUUCUUGUCUCACUUCCAGGAACAACAUAAAGGCUGUAUUUAACCCCCAAUUCGGUAGCGUGUUCCGAACGUAUCACAACCCCACCUACUUCUCGCGAAGACUGUUCCGUUUUGCAGACAUCUACACAUCAAAUAUAACUAAUUUACUGAAUUAUUCACUAACACAUACGUUUUACCCACGCCGUGGUGUCAUGCCACACGAAUAUGGAUCGUAUUUUGUUUAAUUUUAAUGUUGAGUGUGCAUACCGAAUUUUCGCAUCAUUUGUAAUGUUUGUAACCUUUUAAACUGUCUGUAUUAAUAUGUAGGAGUGAGAAAAUUCAGUAACAGUCAUAAUUAAAAUUAAAAUAUCAAACAAAUAAACUAUAUAAGCAUAAUAUGAAGUUGCAUAUUUUUGUCUUACAUUUGAGUACAACUUAUUAGAGUCAUUUAUAAUAUUAUUUAUGUAAUAAAUACUUCAGUAAUUGUGUAAUUGACUUUAAAUAUCGAAACAUUAUUCAGACGUGUGCGUCUUCGGUAUGAACGCACUUAAGAAUAAUAGUUCAAUGUUAGAAUAAUAAGUGUUAUUAUUUUGAAAGACUUGAACAUAUGUUAAUGUAUAGUGUUUAUUUUAUUUUUAUAAUUCUAAUCUACAAUACGAGGUUUAUCUCAUGUUAGUAAGUGUAUACUAUUUAUUGUGGUAGUGUAAUUGUAUGCUCAGGUAUGUUAACCGAACUUGCCAUUUAUUACUUAUUUUAUUUUGAAGUAUUUUAAUUGUUAUCAUUAUAAUUAAGCAUAAUAUUUAUUAUAAAAGGCCAAAUAAAUAAAAAACCCGUUCUCGGUACUGAAAAAUACAUAUAAUGUUACAUAUUAGUAUAAAAUAAUGUAGAGGAAACCUAGUAUCAAUUCGUAUAUUUAUAUUUAAAAAAGUUUUUAUUAUUGUUCAAUAUUUUAUUGUUGGUAUGUUGUAACGUUUCCACAUCAUAGGAAUUUGUUUUUUUAUUAUAAAUAAAUAAGAGUAAGUGAAAUAAUCAUCAAGAAAUAUAAGUUUUAGUCUUCAAAUGAUUAAGUAAGAGUAAAAUUUUAAUCAUUUGAUGAAUUAAAUGACUGGCGUUUCGUCGCAAUUUCGUUUUUAUAAUAUGCUAGGCAUAUAGCUAUACGUCUGAAAUAAUGUAUAUCACAAUUCUCGAGAGUACGUUUUAUAUGUGAUUCCAGAGAUUACCCUUACACACACUUACAAAAUUCGCACUCCGUAUUAUUAGUGGUAUUAUGUGCAUAAAAGCGAAAAGGAUAAUAGUUAUUUAUUGAUCCCAGCUUUUCUGCACAUUUCUCACAUGUACCGUUUUAUAACUGACAUAUGCCCCAUACAGAAUAGUAAUAGAAUGUAAGUAUUCAGCCAACUGUAUUCUAGUCACGUGUAUUUAAUACUGUCUCAGAUGAGUUAAGAUCAUUAGUAUCUAUAAUAUAAGUGUUAAAAACAUAUCUUUACUGUCAAUUUUACAACUGUGUGUAUAAAGAAAUGAAUCUAUUAAUUAACAUUUAUAAGUAAUAGAACUAGAUAGGCUGAUAUUAAACACGACAACCGACAUUGUAACUGCAUUUACAGUUACAUAUCCAUUGCUCAAUUGGUUACAAUGAUGUUUCGUUUCAAAACCUUUCAGAAGUUUAUAUUUAAAUAAGUCUUGUCUAUUCCAUUAGGGACUUUUGUAAAGAAUAUUUUCAUUUCAAAAUUACAUUAUAUCUUAAGGUUUUAUUUAAAAUCGAUUCCAAUUCUUUGUAACAGAACUUCAAGAAUCGUUUCAGUUUCAACUUUAAAACAUAACUCAUAUCGAAAAUAACCCAGUAUCAAUGGAACAUAUGAGUGAUUUUAAAUGACAUCUUGGGAUAUUAUAUGUGUAAAUUGGACUUAAUCACUCCAGUAAUAUAAUUGAAUUAAUGAAAUUAUUGUAUUCUAUGAAUGAAGUUCUAUUUAGUUAGUUAGAAAAUGUAGACAUGCUAAAUCGGUAUCAUAGUCCAAUCAUACCCUAGAAUUACUAGAUCAUAGUUUAAGUGCCAAAUAGGUUUACACGUGUUACGUUAAUAUCUAAUAAUAAAAUAAAUAGUUCGUGAAUAUUGUUAUAUUUGUGAAUACUGUCAAUGAAUUUCGGAUUGUUGUGUACUUCCUUCUUUUAUUUAUAAUAUUACUAAUAAGACAUAUACUUAAAAUAAUUAACCUGUAUUCACCAUUCUAUUUGUUUGUUAAACAUCGUCUUUCGUAUAUUAUUAUUUAAUUUAAUGAGAAGUUAUUUUUACAGUGUUAUACAAGCAUAAUAAAAAUAAAGUUGUAGAACAUUUUCUUAUUUACUAGCCUUAUGGAAAUAAGUCUCAGUUUAUUGUAUUAGAGAGAAUAUAUAAUAAAUUGUAUCAUAUGUAAAAUUAGUAAUUUGAAAUGUACAUAAUAAUAGUGUCUUAUGGUGAAGAUAGACUACACUCCGACAUUUCAUACAAAACUGCAGUGAUCACUACUACGUAAAUUAGAGGUUCAUCAAUCGACAGGAAAUUCAUCCCCACACCCAAAUUCCUAAGUGCUCUCGGACAAUGCGGUUUUAGAGGCUUCUCUCGCGUACACUUAGAUUAUGAAAUGAACUACCUACCGUGGGUUUGUCUAAAUACUACAGCAUGGGGGUUUUUCAAGAUGGGUAUAUUAAGGUUCCUUAAGGGUCGGCAACGCCAGGUGACACUCCUGUUUCAGGCGUCCAUAGGCUACGGUAACCGUUUACCAUUAGAUGAGCCAUUCCGCAAGCCUGUUUGUUACCAGUGUGGCAAAAAAAGGCAUUUACCAUACCGAAUCCGGUAAAUGGCUAUUAUACCACACAUUAUCGCAAGAGGUGAACAACUGUCUUACUAUUUCACCUAACUUUCGCCAAUAGUCUUACUUCAUAAGCUGUGUGUUCAAUUUGAAGAGCGAGGUACUGUAAUGAAAUUAUCAAGUAUAAAGGCAUAUCAUUUUAGUCCUAAGUCCCAAUUGCAAGGUAUAACAGGUACCACGGGGGUCACAUGUUCAUUUUAUAUAAUUUUGAUUAAUUGUAAUUAUCGAAGAAUGUGGGGAACACCACGAAGUGUUAAAAAAUUAUUGUAAAUACAAAUAUAAUAAAUUAAAAGUGGCACGGACAUUCUGUCUGUGGUUGUAAAUAAUAAAUAAAUAAAAAUGUUCAUGCCAAUAUUCGUCGAUUACCACAUUGUAUGUCAUAUCAUUAAUUAGAAAUACAUUGUUAAAAUAACAUUAUAAAUAGACGAGUAUUUUCCUGUAAACAACUAAGAUGACAUCUUUGUAGAUAUCUUUAUGUAAAUACUAGUGCCAUAGACUUCGACAAUAAAUCAUUUAACAAAUCGAUGACAUCAAGUUUUGUAUUGUAUUUUCCAGGUAUCAUUCUAAAACAAUCAUGUUACGUUUAUAUCACCAGGUUUUUUUUUAAUUAUUCUCAUUAAAAAUAUUUACAAUAUACCGAUUUGUUUAUCUUUACUCAUGUCAUUUUGUAAUAAAUCCCGUUUAUCGUACGUACUUGUUUAUAUUCUUGCAAUUUCAUUAUCGACGGGGUCAUGUCAUGACCUAUGAAU